Molecule: messenger RNA, 2652 nt
Organism: Mesorhabditis belari
Lineage: Eukaryota; Metazoa; Nematoda; Chromadorea; Rhabditida; Rhabditidae
Source: the annotation of a GenBank genome assembly
AUGCUCACUCGAGAUUACCCAUCCUCAAUUCGGGUACUUUUUGCCAAAAAUCCGCCAGAUGCUUUUGAUAAUUGUGGUCAUUUUCCGACUCUUCAACCAACAGUCGAUUGUCCGUUUCCCGGAUGGUCGGUUGAAAUCUUUAGCAGUUUGAUGCAAGCUUUGCAAAUCAAAAUUGAGCCACUUGUAUUCGAGAAUUCACCAGGGAAUGUCGAUUGGGGAUCUUUACAGCCAAACAAUUCCUGGUCUGGAGCUCUUGGUUUCCUGCAAAAUGGGACUGUUGAUGCGAUUUGUCUUCAAUUUCAACGAACCACGAAUCGAGAGCGGGAUUUCGAUUUCACCUAUCCAAUCACUUUUAUCCAAGCCGAGAUUAUUGUGCCAGAAGUUGAUGGCAGUUAUACCCUCAGUUUGCUUGAUGUUUUCAAACCUUUCACUGGAGAAGCCUGGCUUUUCUUUGGGAUCUCUCUAAUCGUUUGCUUGUUAAUUUUCAUCUUUGUGAGUCAUGUGGAGAGGUUGAUCGCUGACGGGAAAAAGAAGGAUUUAGACUUGUGGGAGACAACUUGGGGCAUUUUGGCUUUUCAAAUGUACCAGCCGAGUCCAUCGUUUCAAUUGGUCAGCGAUGGGGGGAAAAUCCUCUACACAAUUUUUGGGGUCGUUCACAUUUUGUUGUUGAUGGGUUUGUAUCAGAGUUAUUUGAUCACGGCACUUUUACAGCCUGGGGAUCCGUAUCCGUUUCGGAACCUCGAGCAAAUGAGUGCCAUGAUCAAGUCAAAAGAGUAUCAACUACUCGAGAGUGAUGGCGGGAAUUGGGUCUACGACGAGAUAAGAACCUCUCCAAUCUUUUCAUCUCUCCGACAAGCCUUGGAGAAAAACCCGGCAGUGAUGUUGACGAGCGACGGCGAACUGGUGCCCACCGCGCAAAAGGGCAAGUACGUGUUCUUCUCGCAAAUCGAUGCCUGUACUUCGUAUCAAUUGCAGGAUUACUGUGGCUUUUUGACCGUUAUGGAGGAUUUACCACAAGUGACCUCACAUUUUCUCUUCCAGAAGAACUCAUCUUUCGUUGAAGCAGUGAAUCAACAAAUCAUUCUACAACAAUCGUUCAUCAUGAGAACGUACACGAAAUACUUUGAUUCCGGUUUCAACACCGGCACCAAGCAUAUUAUUUGCCCAGCUUCGACGAUUGAUGAUAUUACGCCAUUGGCUCUUCGCAACUGUGCUGGCAUUUUCUGGCUUCUCUUCAUCGAAGAAGUUGAGAGACAUCUCGAAAGGGGAAAGGAAUUCCUAGCAAAGGCUCAAUUCGCCGACGCUCUCAAUAGCUACCAUGCGGCGAUCGAAUUGGAUCCAACAAACUACCAGACUUUCUACCGACGAGCCACUGUCUACUUGGCGAUGGGAAAGAGUAAGUCAGCCCUUCCGGAUUUGGACAAAGUCGUUCAAUUGAAGCCAGACUUCACGGCGGCUCGGAUCCAACGGGGGAAUGUUCUGCUAAAACAGGGAGAACUUGAUGCAGCGCAACAAGAUUUUGAUUCAGUGUUAUCGGUCGAGCCGAACAACAACGAGGUGGCCGCUAAAGUCGAGCACAUAAACGAGCUACGACAAAUGGUUUCAAAUGGCGAACAUUUCUUGGAGAAUGGCGAGUUUCAAGAAGCCGAGCAUUAUCUGUCAAAGGCCAUUGAAACGAUGAUGUGGGAUGGAAGCCUCUACAAGAUGCGUGGCGAAUGCUAUAAACACCUGGGUGAAACGCAGAAAGCGAUUGCAGAUCUUCGAAACGUUGCCAAGCUCUUCUCCGACUCGACUGAUGUGUAUCUGGAUGUUUCAAAGUUGUACUACUCAAUUGGCGAUGUUGAGGAGAGUUUAAAUCAAAUCCGCGAGUGCCUGAAGUUGGACGCCGACCACAAGAAAUGCAAGGACUUCUACAAGGGUGUGAAGAAACUGGCGAAAAUGCGCGAGGACCUUAAUAAACUGGUGUCAAAGCAGGAUUGGAUGGGAUGUCUGGAGAAAGGGCAAAGCAUUUUGAAAGCUGAAACAAAAGUGCCGAGCAUUCAAUUCGAUGUCUUUCGGCAAACGUGCAAGUGCAAUCUGAAUGCUGGCCACGUGCGAGAGGCGAUUCAGGAGUGCUCCGAAGUGCUGAAGAAUCAAGAUGAGAACGAUGUGGAAGUGCUGUGUGAUCGAGGAGAAGCUCACAUCUUGAACGAGGAUUGGGACGCAGCAAUCGCCGACUUCCAAAAAGCGUUGAAAGCCAAUGAGGAGCACAAGAAAGCCCGCGAAGGAUUGCAAAAAGCGGAACGAUUGAAGAAACAAGCCGGAAAGAGGGAUUACUACAAGAUUCUUGGAGUCAGGAGAAAUGCGAACAAAAGAGAAAUCAUGAAGGCUUAUCGAAAGUUGGCUCAACAAUGGCAUCCAGACAAUUUCCAGGAUGACGAAGAGAAGAAAAAGGCACAAGACAAGUUCAUCAACAUUGCUGCGGCGAAAGAGGUGCUAACGGAUGAAGAAAAACGACGCCAAUUCGAUCAAGGAAUCGAUCCACUCGACCCUCAAGCUCAACAAGGUGGCGGUGGACAUUGGGGACAUCAUCAGGGAUUCCAGCAUCAAGGUUUCCCACACGGUUUCAAUCCAUUCGGCGACGGUGGUGGCUCGUUCAAAUUCCACUUCGGU